AUGGACGUUCAUGUCCCGCGGAAGAGAGGCCGACCCAAGAAGUACUUUACUGUAGAAGAACGAAGAGAGGCGACUCGGGCGUCUGCAAAGAAGAGUUUCCAGAAGAAGAAGGAGCAGGAACGUCUCGCUGCAAACGGGUCAAAAGAUUCAUCACAUAGUACCCCCACUGCCUCCAACAAAUCCCAUUCGAUGAUACGCCCUCCGAGAGAGGAACCCAGAGCGGGCGUUCCUUCCACAUUGCAUUCUUCACUCGAGAAAGGAGACUCAUCCUACCCUUCAGACAACCUUCGGACGGUAGACGGGAUACUAUCAUCGUGCGAAGUGGAGAUCCUUGCAGCAGAACUAAAAAGGAACCCAAAACGACAUCAAGACCUGCGCCAAGACACUUUCAACAACCGUAAAGGUGAGAAGGAAGCGCAUGCGGAACGUCGGACACAUGGGGAUAGUGAUGAGCAUUCGCACCAGCCAGAGACAAGAAGCCUCGACACUGUGCGCGAACUUGAGAUCCUCGCGAAGAAGAUCAAACGAAAACCCGAAAGGUAUCGUCGCAUACUCGAGGAAAAUUUGCAGCGUGACCCGGGUCAAUAUCGAGACGUGCUAGAUGACAUACGCGCCCGCCAAGCCCUGAGAGAAGCAGAGGCACCAGAGAGAGCUCGGGCUUUGAUGGAGCAAUGGGAGGAGGGCCAGCGUGCUCGAACAGAAGGGAAGGCCUGGCAGGAGGUGAGUUAUGGUCAAUGGGCGACUAGAGGUGCCGAGACGGCACAGGAACAUGUUCUGAGACAGGCCGAAGCCAGGAGGGCAGAAGAGCGCGCCAGACAAUUAGUGAAAGCACACGAAGACUCGAGGAAAGCUAAGCAAGAACGACUACGAAAGGCGGCACCAGAAGAAGUACGGCAAAAUAAAAGAGCACUCGAGCAGGUACAGGAUCUAUCCGAACGACCUGAAGACGACUUUGACCGCCACGUACGCUGUAUCUCUGAUUGGCUCCAGGCCACAUCCUACGGACAGCACCACACGUUUCCAACCAAUGGCCAAGCAAUCUUCAUCAACAAAAUCAAACCACGUAUCCACCAGAUCGAACGAAGUGCCAUGAGCAAUAUAGCCUCCUUUGCUAUACAGUAUGUCGCACUGAUGGCUCUGACGCACAUAAUACGCCUCAUAUACGUUCACAGAGUCGGCAAGAUUGGUGCAGAGGUUCUGCGGUACUACGAAGCUGGCGCCAAAUUGAACGGUGUCGAUCAGCUUACGUCGGCCAUGUUAGAGAUUAUUGAGAAGAAGGUGCACCACGAAGACAAGGCCUGGUUGAAGACGCACCAAGGAGCUGCAGGUGUUUUGAUGCGAGAGAUGCUAGAGGUCUGGCCCAUGGUGUGCUCCUACGGCCCGGUGCAAGUUCAGCAGAAUCUGGGAGGCGUACUCUGGAGGGGGUUCGGAUAUCGGCCUGUUCCGAGCUUCCGCUAG
Molecule: messenger RNA, 1458 nt
Organism: Didymosphaeria variabile
Lineage: Eukaryota; Fungi; Ascomycota; Dothideomycetes; Pleosporales; Didymosphaeriaceae
Exons: 2
Coding region: 1-1458 (485 amino acids)
Source: RefSeq, a predicted model, not a curated record